CGUUCGCCAGUCCGGUGUGGAAAACGUUGUUAAUUCCCUAUUUUUCAACAAAAAACCGUAAAUUUUCACCAUAAACAUGGUGCAUUACGUGAAAAUGGAAGACGGCAAGGUGAUGCCGAUGCAGGAAAUGUUGAAAAGUAUCGAACGCUACAACCCGGAACAUCUGAAGGUAAUCGAAGCGUACGUCGAGGAGCAGGCACGCGAAAACCAGUACGAUCUGGAGGCGAACCUGGCCUGCCUAAAGCUGUACCAGUUCAAUCCACAGCUGCUGAACCUGAACAUUACGUACAUCAUCCUGCUGAAAGCGCUGACCAACUUCCCGCACACGGACUUUGUGCUGUGCAAGUGUUUGCUGCUGCCAGCUCAGAUGAACGAUGAAACGGUGAAAGAAAUCAUCUAUCUGGCCAACAUACUAGAGAAGUGCGAUUUCUCACUGUUCUGGUCCCGCGUUACCCAGCAUCCGGAAAACUUCCAAAAAAUCAACGGUUUUUACGAUUCGAUCCGGAAGUUUGUGUGUCAUGUUGUAGGCAUCACAUUCCAGACGAUUGACCGCGGGUAUUUGAUGCGAUUGUUGGGCAAUGUGGAGGAGAACGUGCUACGGGCGUGGCUGAAGCGUUACGGUUGGAAGGAGGAAGGUGGUCUGGUUAUGAUCGCCUCCCAGGAGGAUAAGAUUAAGACGAAGCACAUCAAUGAGAAGAUUGAGUUCGAUAAUCUGGCUCCGUUGAUGGCCAACUGCUUGUAAGAUGGUGUAAUGCCG
Anopheles maculipalpis is the source of this 757-nucleotide messenger RNA. RefSeq names its product eukaryotic translation initiation factor 3 subunit K (gene eIF3k). The coding region runs from base 77 to 742 and encodes 221 amino acids. Gene Ontology annotation, biological process: regulation of translational initiation. Lineage: Eukaryota; Metazoa; Arthropoda; Insecta; Diptera; Culicidae. The record is from RefSeq and is a predicted model, not a curated record. Gene Ontology annotation, molecular function: ribosome binding; translation initiation factor activity. Gene Ontology annotation, cellular component: eukaryotic translation initiation factor 3 complex; cytoplasm. The transcript has 2 exons.